Messenger RNA from Leopardus geoffroyi (Geoffroy's cat), 5092 nucleotides. It is a transcript of the gene USP46, whose product is annotated as ubiquitin specific peptidase 46. The record is from RefSeq and is a predicted model, not a curated record. The transcript is spliced from 9 exons. Gene Ontology annotation, biological process: protein deubiquitination. Gene Ontology annotation, cellular component: nucleus; cytosol. NCBI's taxonomy places the organism in Eukaryota, Metazoa, Chordata, Mammalia, Carnivora, Felidae. Gene Ontology annotation, molecular function: cysteine-type endopeptidase activity; cysteine-type deubiquitinase activity. Bases 276 to 1376 code for a protein of 366 amino acids.
AGGCUCCCUCGCUCCGCCACUCCCCGCCCCUCCGCUCUCCCUCCCGCCUCCCCGCCUUCCCCGCCCUCCCCGCCUCCUCCUCCUCCUCCUCCCCCUCCUCCUCCUCCUCCCUCCCGGCCUCCCUCUCCCAGCCAAACUGCUAGCCGGACCCCAGGCCGCCUCCCCGCAGCCGCCGCCGCCCCGCCGCCCGGCCUCCCCGCGAGCGCUCCACCAUGGACAGUCCUGUUUUCACCUUAUAAAGAUGGCGGUGCGGGAUCGCUGCAACCUUUAGACUAAUGACUGUCCGAAACAUCGCCUCCAUCUGUAAUAUGGGCACCAAUGCCUCUGCUCUGGAAAAAGACAUUGGUCCAGAGCAGUUUCCAAUCAAUGAACACUAUUUUGGAUUGGUCAAUUUCGGAAACACGUGCUACUGUAACUCCGUGCUUCAGGCAUUAUACUUCUGUCGGCCGUUCCGGGAGAAUGUGUUGGCAUACAAGGCCCAGCAAAAAAAGAAGGAAAACUUACUGACGUGCCUGGCAGACCUUUUCCACAGCAUUGCCACGCAGAAGAAGAAGGUUGGCGUGAUCCCACCAAAGAAGUUCAUUUCGAGGCUGAGAAAAGAGAAUGAUCUCUUUGAUAACUACAUGCAGCAGGAUGCUCACGAGUUUCUAAAUUAUUUGCUAAACACUAUUGCGGACAUCCUGCAGGAAGAGAAGAAACAGGAGAAACAAAAUGGAAAAUUAAAAAAUGGCAACAUGAAUGAACCUGCAGAGAAUAAUAAACCAGAACUCACCUGGGUCCAUGAGAUUUUUCAGGGAACGCUCACCAAUGAAACUCGAUGCUUAAACUGUGAAACUGUUAGUAGCAAAGACGAAGAUUUUCUUGACCUCUCUGUCGAUGUGGAGCAGAAUACAUCUAUUACCCACUGUCUGAGAGACUUCAGCAACACAGAAACACUGUGUAGUGAACAGAAAUAUUAUUGUGAAACGUGCUGCAGCAAACAGGAGGCCCAGAAAAGGAUGAGAGUAAAAAAGCUGCCCAUGAUUUUGGCCCUGCACCUAAAGCGGUUCAAGUACAUGGAACAGCUGCACAGGUACACCAAGCUGUCUUACCGGGUGGUCUUCCCGCUGGAGCUCCGGCUCUUCAACACCUCCAGCGACGCCGUGAACCUGGACCGCAUGUACGACCUGGUCGCUGUGGUGGUUCACUGUGGCAGUGGUCCUAAUCGUGGGCAUUAUAUUACUAUUGUGAAGAGUCAUGGCUUCUGGCUUUUGUUUGAUGAUGACAUUGUAGAGAAAAUAGAUGCCCAAGCUAUUGAAGAAUUCUAUGGCCUGACGUCAGAUAUAUCAAAAAAUUCAGAGUCCGGAUAUAUUUUAUUCUAUCAGUCAAGAGAAUAACUUGAAGAACUGUGGGACGAGUUCACAUGGGGGGAACUGUUCACGGCACUAUUCCCUGGUUUCUCUGCAGACUUUCCUCCCCAGUGGCCCCGCCAGUGGUACCACGCCAAGUGUAAUGGUCUGGCUGGGUUAGACUUUCUCUCCCUUUGGUUUUUUACAUGCAGCACUACUUGUGGUUUUAUUUUAGUCUGAGGUAGAGUUAACUGCAAUCAGAUUGUAGUAAGAUUUGUAUGAGUAACAGUUGCUAAUUUUAGGAUUGGGGAAACGCUACGCCACCGGCUACGUCUGGCUCAAUUAGAGUGACAUUUCCUACGGGAAGGUCUACAGUCUGUUUUGGGUCCCUGCUAAACGUCCCAAGUGGCUUCCGGGAUCUCAUGUCAAUGCAUUCCUUUAACUUGUCCCGGGAAGCACUGCUACCCACUUGUAGCUUCUCUGCCUCUUUUCUGACGCAAGGACAGAAUCGGGUAGAAGUUCACCUGUUAGGGCUGCAGCUAUAGCUUUAAGUUUGUGCAAGUGAAAACGUUUAAAAGUGAGUAACCUCAAUACUAAAAUCAUCCUCCAGGUGGAACAGGGUGGAGAGAAGCUGUUCACGGUGGCUAGCGCCUGCCUGGGGCUGUGCUCCCCUCGCCGCCCGCCGCCGCUAGGACCCCAGAGGCUAAGAAGGCACGGAGCUCAGGGCAGGCAGAGCCCAGAGGAGGACGCUUUUGUGGACAGUGAAAACUUAACUUUUCUUACCUUUCUACCAAAACCACGUUUCAGGAAGAUACCCCUACGCCAUUUGUUUUUAGUGAUGCUCUACUUCCGUAAGGUCCUGUGAGUUGUAUCUGUCCUUUAUCUGGCGCUGCUAAGCUUUCCAAGGCAUCCGCCCGGGCCGGCUGGUGUUCUGCAGGCUGUGGCCGCAGGGCUGAGCUACCGUGGUGACUGCUUCCGGCACAGCUCUCCUUAGCCAGUCAGUACCCACCACCUUCUCGGUCAGGAAGGACCCAGACACUGCAGUGUCACCACCAUUGGCCGCAUUGUACAGCUGUUCACCUUUUAACAUUUCAGUCUGUUGACUGAGGCGCUGGCGAGUCCCAGGACUAAUAAGAAACCUUCCCUAGAGGGACCACUGGAGUCAGCUGGGGGUGAAGGUGGGUCAAAGGAAGUGGGAGCGGGUGGGCGGAGGAAUGAACAAAAUGGCAACUUUUCUUUGGCUCAGACUCCUAGAACGCUUGACAAGACCGUUUUUUGGAAGAACCUCAUCUCACUGUAGUUACUUUGACUUUUUUCACUUUUGUUAUGUAUGUAUUUAUUAGAUCACUUGAGUAUUGGUACCUUUUAUUAAAAGGGUCAAUUUGGCGUUUUGCUGUUGAGCUGGUUUUUGGAUUCUUACAAAUACUAUGAGGCAUAGAUCUUGGCUUCCUUUGGGAAGUUGGUUGACUUCCAUACACUUCUAAGAUACUGUGAACAUACUAUUUUGUUACCUAAUAAAUCAGCGAAUGAACAUGCAAAUGUUUGGCAUAAUGUGAACUCAAAUUGAAAUUGGAAAUGUUAGCAGCCAUUUUGUAACAAUUAAGAGCAUAGCACUUUAUCUAGAUGAAAACUGGGUUUCUUGUCUUUAAGAUAUCUUGAACUGUUUAUUGCUCAGAACUUAAAUAAGCAUGCCAACACUUCAUUUGUUCAUGCUUGAAGUGAAAUGUUUUACUUUUCACUGGAGAAGACAAAAACAGGGUGAUCUUCACAUUAUUUUAUACAAGUGAUGAAAAUAUACCUUGCCUUAUUUAGAGGCAAAUUCAUAUUUAUAAAUAUUUUGUCUUUUUUUUUUUUUUUUCCUCAUGAAACAUAUGCAGUAAUCACUUACCUGGAAGGUGAGUAUUUAUUCCGUUUUUAAGAGGAGACACUUUGCAAUUGAAGGCAACUGAUCCGAGGAACUGUUUGUACUAUAUAUAACCCAUAUAUUUGACUGUAGGUUGCAAAGUUUUUUUAAAAAAAUGAUGGUUCAUAUCUAAUAUAUUUGGAGCUGGUUCAUAAGAAAAACUAUUAAAAUUAUCUUUGGAAUGACUCUUGAGGCUAAUUUGUUAGAGAAAGAAAGUUUCAAUUGGAAGCCUACAGAGGUAAUAUCUAAAUGCUAAGUCACAGAUUCACUACUGUUUUUGUUUGUUUGUUUGGAUUUUUUUGUUUGGUUUGGUUUGGGGUGUUUUGUUAUGUUUUGUUUUGUUUUGUUUUGUUUUUGGUCUGUAUGUGUGAAGAGUUUUUCCCAGUGACUUAACAGAAGUAAUUGAAAGAGUCAGUUAAAAUUCUGAAUUCGUGGAUAGAGUUUAGGAAUAAAAACAAGUACGGAAGAUAAAAUGCGAAGGCAUUAAAAUGGUUGUGUGAUGCAGGAGAAGAAGCUUGGAGAAAGACCAAAACACACUUAUCCACCAACACUCCAUCACAGCUUUUAAACUUCGAGCUAUCUGGUAAUUUCUUUCCUCUUCAGUAAAUGGAACAAACACUAGGCAGCUACGUUUCCCCAGAAUCAUUUCACUUUAUGUAAAGACAGUAGCAUGCAAACACUUUCUCUUUCACCCUUGUUCAUCGUGCAGGGCAGGGAAUGGUGUGAGGUAGGUGAGACCAUUCUGAGGUCAACGAUAGCACAAAGGCUCAGCAAUAUUCCCUCAAAUGGCAGGGUUUUUGUGGGUCCUUUUCUGGCAGGAGUGAGUAGGCCUGCUGUAUUUCUUUUAACUGCUGCAGGGUUUUAAAAUAAGUUACAGUGUUUUACACCUAGAGAAGAGAAGAGUAUUUGCUUUAUUGGUGACUUACUGGCUGAGCAUCUAGAUGAUGGUACAGUUUGCUAAAAAGGCAUUUGUUUAAAAGUCACUUUUUGGCAAAAUGAGCUGACAUCCAGUCCUGUUACGUGGAUGCAUUUUUCCUUCCAAGGCAACAUCGAAUGGACUGGUUCUCAGAGAGCCAAGGAACACAAUGCAGGAGGGUGUUGGUUUGACUCGGAAGCCAGUCAUAUUUGGUUUUACCGCCUGGUAUAUUUUGGAUUUCAGAUGAAAUGGGAAAAAAAAAAAAAAAAAUGACAGGAGUGGUCCCUAUGCAUUUAUUUUCAUGGAUAUGCUUAAUUUCAUGGGCAUGCCUAACAAUGAACUAUGUUCUAACUGGAGCUUAGGGCUUAUUUUAGAUAUUGGAGUGUAGCUUUAUUACAGAUGGAUUUUAUCUUUAAACAUUGCAUUUUGAUCAACUUUGUAUAUUCACGUGUAUUAAAAUAUUGUGCACUAAAUGUUUUGCCCUCAUUUGCUCUUAUAUGGUCAAGGCAUUUAUCGGCACUAUUGUGAUUAACUCAUGUAAAUGGCAUGGGUCAGGGAAAAUUAUUUCCUACUUUUCUGCCUAAUUAAAUUUCUGUUUUCCAGUAUUACAUUAAUUUAUUUUUGGCUUCCAUUUCUUUGUAACCAAAAUAGUUACUGUAUUUGUGUGGCAUUCAUUUCAUUUUGUUGCUAAAGAAAACAAGUUUAGUUUUUAUUUAAAAUGAUCUGUACCUUAAUCUUUUUUUUUUUUUUUUGUAACCAAGUCAAGCACUUUAAGCAAUAAUGUCAAUCUUGUGAAAUUUCAAUCAGUUUAACACCCUGCCUCUAAAAUUGUUUGCAAAAAAAAUAAAUAAAUAAAAUAGGAAUUCCCUUCCUAGAGAAUUAUAUCUUGGUAAUGUUACACACAUGGACUUAAAAUCCUUUUUAUAAAAUGUGAGUUAUUGGCAA